Molecule: messenger RNA, 972 nt
Organism: Corythoichthys intestinalis (scribbled pipefish)
Lineage: Eukaryota; Metazoa; Chordata; Actinopteri; Syngnathiformes; Syngnathidae
Gene: psme2
Product: proteasome activator subunit 2
Exons: 10
Coding region: 170-883 (237 amino acids)
Biological process (GO): regulation of G1/S transition of mitotic cell cycle; regulation of proteasomal protein catabolic process; positive regulation of endopeptidase activity
Cellular component (GO): cytoplasm; nucleoplasm; proteasome activator complex
Molecular function (GO): endopeptidase activator activity
Source: RefSeq, a predicted model, not a curated record
UUUAAGCGGAAGUGAUGAUAUUCAGUCAAAAUCGAAAGCAACCUUAAGUGAAUGAGGAAAUAAAAUUAAAAUUCACUCACUGUAUGUCGUCCUUCUGAUUAACCUUUUCGUCACUUUAAACUUUUUUUUUUUGUAGUUUCCAGGUAAAAAUAAAAGUUUACUGUACAUCAUGCCUAAAAAUUCCGAAUUAAAGAUUAGCGUCGAAAAUGCGGCGAAGGUGGAAAGCUUCAAUCAAGCUUUGCUAUUUGAGACAAACAAUCUCUUCUCAGUUUCGAUUCCUGCCAAGAUCCUCAAGCUGAAUGCUCUGCUUCAGGAAGUCAAUGGGAUAGAUAUGUCGGCACUUAAAGCGCCACUGGACAUCCCCAUUCCUGAUCCACCAAACCCUGAUGAAGAGGAGAUGGAAACCAACGAAGAGAAGAAGAAAAAACCCAAAUGCGGCUUUAUCAAGUCCAACGAAACCAUCUUGGAGCUUGUGGGCAAGUUGAAACCCGAAAUCGCCAACCAACGGGAGACGUUCAUCACCGUGGCAUGCUGGAUUCAGCACUUCAUCCCCAAAAUUGAAGACGGGAACGACUUUGGCGUGGCAAUUCAGGAGAAAAUCUUAGAGAGGAUUGCUGCCGUGAGGACCAAAGUGGACGGCUUCCAGCCAAAUAUUAACAAGUACUUCCUCGAAAGAGGAGACGCCGUGGCUAAAGCCUCCAAAGACACUCAUGUGAUGGAUUACCGUUCGCUUGUCAACGAGAAGGACGUCGCCGUCUACUCAGACAUCAGGACGAUCAUCCUGGAUUUACGUAGCUUUUACGUGGAACUUUACGACAUGAUCAGCAAGAACAUGGAGAAGGUGACCAAUCCUAAAGGCGAGGAGAAGCCGUCCAUGUACUAAAAACCAGGGGAAACACUGACCAUUAAAAAAAAAAAAAAAAAAAAAACUGGCUUCAACACAUAAAUAUCAAUAAAACACUUUUUGGUUGC